Rotaria socialis is the source of this 1482-nucleotide messenger RNA. The record is from the annotation of a GenBank genome assembly. NCBI's taxonomy places the organism in Eukaryota, Metazoa, Rotifera, Eurotatoria, Philodinida, Philodinidae.
AUGUCGACGACAUGGCAAGUUUUACUUGCACUUGAUGCCCGCUAUAAUGCUCAUCGAACACCAAAUAAUCUUCAAUUCAAAACACUUUACAUUCGAAGGCGAAGUCAGUUGUUACGUGAUAAUCAUCCAACUGAAAAUGACGUCAAUAUUCGCAAGCAAUAUUUGAGAUUACGCUCAAGCCUUCUAGCAUCUAGAUAUGGAGCAAAUCUAGUCGAUAGCAGGUCAAUUGGUAGUCAUGCUAGUCGAAUGAAUUCAAUAUCUGAAAGUGCUGAUUCAUUUGCUGAUUGGACUCGAAGAAAUACAACAUUAGCAGUCAAUCAAAUAUUAAUUGAUGAUAUUCCAGAAACAAAUUUGACUACAUUUUCAACAUCAUCACUGUCAAAUGUUUCAAUGGCUAGCAGAGCACUUGCAAUGGGUAGAUCGUUAGAAGAAACCUAUGCAUUCUCCGGUGUUCAUCAUAUAUUUGACCAUCAUAAGGGAUCAGUAACUCGAGUACAAUUUGCACCGAAUGAUCGAAGUCUAUUAGCAACAUGUGGUCGAGAUGGCAUUCUUGCUAUAUGUCAAGUUCUUCCAACACCAGCAACAAUUAUCUAUCGAUUAAAAGGCCAUACGGCUGCAAUAAAUGGUUUGUAUAGGACUUUUGGAAUAUUUGUAACAACCGAGAUUACAAGUAUUUCAACUUAUAUAGAUAUGCAAUGGUCAUCAAUAAAUGAUUUAUUAGUAACUGCUAGUAGUGAUUCAAGUAUACGUAUAUGGCAAAUAUCCAACGGCAAAUGUAUGCGUGUUAUUGAAAGCAAAGAUGGUGUCGAAAAUCUAUGUUGUUGUUUUCAUCCAUCAAACAAUAAUUUUAUUGCCGUGGGAAAUAAUCAAGGAAUAUUACAAAUAUUUAACGUAUCCACUGGAAAGGCGCUUAAAAAUUGUGUAAUUAAAUGUUAUGGUCGCUCAAUGUGCGUAGCAUUUGAUGAAACCGGUUCAAUCUUAUGGACAGGGGAUAGUCGUGGAAAUAUUUUAGCGGCUACAUUUGACAUGACAACAGGAAAGCUACAUAGUUGUAAACGGGUAUUUUCAAAUAGUAAUGGUUCAGUGACUAGUCUUUCCUUUCGAUACCGUUCAACACGUGAUGGACGUGAAGGAUAUGUUUUGGCUAAUGUUAUUCCUAAUUUGCUCUUCCUAUUCAAAGUUGUUGGCGCAAGUGGAAAAUUGAUUGUUCGAAAACGUUUCCCAAUACGUCAGAAAUCCUUAUCGCUGCAUAGUUCAUUUUGUCCAAUUGUUUCUCAACGUCAGGGUUUUUGUGUUGUUAGUGGAAGUGAAGAUAUGUGCGUCUAUCUUUAUGAUGUUGAUCGAGAAGUUCGUACAUUAAUCAACAAACUACAAGGACAUUGUUCAGUUGUAUUUGAUGCUUCGUUUAAUACCGAUGAAAGUUUACUAGCAUCGUGUGAUCAGCAAGGACUAGUUAUUGUUUGGCAGCGUGAUAGUAGAUAA